Messenger RNA from Lycium barbarum (goji berry), 489 nucleotides. RefSeq lists its product as uncharacterized. Bases 1 to 489 code for a protein of 162 amino acids. The transcript has a single exon. The record is from RefSeq and is a predicted model, not a curated record. NCBI's taxonomy places the organism in Eukaryota, Viridiplantae, Streptophyta, Magnoliopsida, Solanales, Solanaceae.
AUGGCUCAAACAUUAGAAGCCAUCAAGGUCGGUGGAGGUUCGAUUAAAGUGGGAACCACCGGUAAAGUCAGUGCCUUGAUGUCAAAAGAAUUAGUAGAUUCCAAGAAACCGGCUACUCAAAAGAAUAAAUCUCCUACUGUUUGUGGUUUCAUCGCUGGUAGCGCGACAAGUCCAAAGAGAAUGAAGCCGAGAACAUCAAGUGACGAAGCAAGCAGCAGCGGAACAACAUCUAAGCGUAACAAUAAAAGCCCUGAAUCGUUCAGGAAGACGAAGCACAACAAUAGAAAAACACAUCAAAUUCCAAUACUAGAAUCAGAAAACAUUUCAGUAGAUGGAACUCCGGUUAGCCUGAAACCUGACAGGAAGGGACCCUACAUGGUGGAAAUCGCGGACGUAAAAUGCAGAAUUAUGGACAGAACUUGGGCGAACCCGAUAAAAAAUAGCCUAAAGAAGCUCGGUUUCUCAAAGCUAUCCGAGAGCUCGGUCUAA